UCGGUUGAGCGAGCCAAGAGGCGUUUCUCAGCUCGACUGGCUCACUGAUAUCUUUCCCGGACCUCACUAUAGCGAUCAAUUUACACCCCGGCGCGAAACAACUCUCCAUUUCUAUGGUGUCCAGGGGAAAGGUACCAACACUGAGUAUCGUUGCACACCUGAGGCCAAAGAGAGCUUCUUGAACUCGCUCCGGCGGUUUAUGUUCCAGUCCACCAUGGGAGGCCAUAUCUACUUGCCAGGAAAAUUAAAGAAGCCAGUGCGCGAGAUGGCCGUGAUUUGCUUUCAGGAGAAACGCUUCACUUUCCACUCAGAAGAUAUCAGACAUGGCCAAAAUCCACGACUGACUGGUCCCAACAGCUGGAGGGCUUAGAUAUCCAUGCGUGGAUGGAUAUUUAUAUGGCCCUCAGUGUAAGUCGAGAUGG
This is a messenger RNA of Fusarium oxysporum Fo47, 422 nucleotides long. RefSeq lists its product as uncharacterized. The coding region runs from base 200 to 370 and encodes 56 amino acids. Lineage: Eukaryota; Fungi; Ascomycota; Sordariomycetes; Hypocreales; Nectriaceae. The transcript has a single exon. The record is from RefSeq and is a predicted model, not a curated record.